AUGACACACUCAGCAGCGGCUUCAUUCUGUUGGAAUCUGCGAGAGAGUUCGAGCAAUCCGGCAUUCCGGCAUGCUGAUGGCGAACUUUCCGCUUCGUUCAUUAACAUUCUCUGCCUUACAAAAGCUUGGGGAAAAUUGGGCGGCUUUUUCUCACCCCGCGCCGAUUUCACCUCCCUCUUGGCCGACGACCAUAUCUCAAUCGUUACAUGUGUCCUUGACUCGUUCUUCACCAAGAAGGACCCAGGGUCCUCAAACAACCAGCGGGAUCCAUCUCGUUACAAGUACGGCGAGCCUGUCUCCAUCCUCCUACUGCAUCCUGCUGCAGCAAGGAUGUCCUGGGGGGAACGUCUCAGGUAUUCGGGAAAGGUUGACGAGCUCCUCUUGGAAGUGGUCCCGUACAUAUCAGCUCCGCACCGGGAGCUGGCGAGUGCUGAAGUUGCAUUAGACCCCACCUUCUACGGCACUGCCGUAAUCCUCAUUUCCGGCAUAAAGACACUCGUCCUGAUUGGCGCCAACACCGGUCUGGGAUUCGAGGCUGCGAAGCAUUUCGCUAGGAUGAACCCUGCGCGGCUGGUCCCGACUCAUCCUGGUAUUCUCAGCAAUCCAGGAGGACACUGGCUACACAAAGGCAGAGAUUGGAUCAUCGAUCUCGUGAAUUUCAGCAGCGUCAUCGCGUUCGCUGAUAAGGCCGAGCGUGAACUAGACCGAUUGAAUAUCCUCAUGGAGAAUGCUGGCAUGAUGACUUAUGAGACGAAAAGGCUUAUCAUCAUCAUCCUCAGUUUGCAUACGAACAACCUCGGACCUGGCUUACUCGCCAUUCGCAUGAUCCCUAAGAUGCUCGAGACGGUUCGCAGGUAUUCAGCCCACCCGAGAGUGGUCAUCGUCGUGAGCGACACGCAUUAUCGGACAAAGAUAGAAAAGGACGUCAUCACUUCGCCUGGCAUCCUCGUGAAGCUGUCAGAUUCUGGAAAGCGAACAGUCUGA
Molecule: messenger RNA, 984 nt
Organism: Guyanagaster necrorhizus
Lineage: Eukaryota; Fungi; Basidiomycota; Agaricomycetes; Agaricales; Physalacriaceae
Exons: 8
Coding region: 1-984 (327 amino acids)
Source: RefSeq, a predicted model, not a curated record